GUGUACUCUGCCUGGUGUUUGCAGUUGUGCGGUCCCGUGACAAAUUUCAUUGGAACUUUUUACGGCCAGGAAAGACUGAUGUUUCCUGCUUCUCUCUCAGUUGACUUUACGCGUAUGGGCAGCAAGAAAAUACACCCUCAGUUCGGGGGUUUGGGGGCUUUCGUCUGAGCCGAGACUGGGGACAUGUUCGAUGUACUGACAGCUUAAAUGCCGGAUAGCGAAACAUCUUCACUGGACCAACGGAAAUAGAUGAACCCCUCGUCCGAAUACUGUAAGCAGUGACCAAGGAUGGGGAUUGGCCAGUAUACUUGAAGUCUGAUUCUGAGGAAGAAGCAUCAUUUUAUGACUUUGCACCUUUGAAUGCCCAAGCUUUUAAGAUGGAGGAGCAACCCAGUCUCCCCAAUGUCAGCAUACCCUGCCACAACGAGCAGAGGGACAAGAAGAAGCGUUACACAGUUUACAAAGUCAUGGUUAAUGUUGGACAACAGGAAUGGUUUGUCUUCAGGCGUUAUGCAGAGUUCGAUAAACUCUACAACACUUUAAGGAAGCAGUUUCCAUCUAUGAACUUGAAAAUUCCAGCCAAGAGGAUAUUUGGGGACAAUUUUGACCCUGAGUUCAUCAAGCAGAGAAGAGCAGGGUUGCACGAGUUCAUCAAGCGAAUAGUCUCACAUCCUCAGCUUUGCAACCAACCAGAUGUGAGGGCUUUCCUAAUGAUGGACAAAAUGCAGAACUUUUCUGAUGCCUCUGAGGAUGAAGAUGACAAAAGCAACUCUACCUCCAGAAACAUUAACCUGGGACCCUCUGGAAAUCCACAUGCCAAGCCCACAGACUUUGACUUUUUAAAAGUCAUAGGGAAGGGAAGUUUCGGGAAGGUUUUCCUUGCAAAACGGAGACAUGAUGAAAAGUAUUAUGCGGUCAAGGUGUUACAGAAAAAGGUCAUUCUCAACAGAAAAGAGCAAAAGCAUAUCAUGGCAGAGCGCAAUGUUCUGCUGAAGAAUGUGAAACACCCUUUCCUAGUUGGGCUUCAUUACUCCUUCCAGACCAAAGACAAGUUGUACUUCGUCUUGGAUUUCGUCAACGGAGGAGAACUUUUCUUCCAUCUUCAAAAAGAGAGGACCUUCCCAGAGCCCAGGGCAAAAUUCUACAUAGCUGAAAUGGCCAGUGCACUGGGAUAUCUGCACUCUCUCAACAUUGUUUACAGAGACUUAAAGCCAGAAAACAUCCUCCUUGACCACGAAGGGCAUAUCAUUUUGACGGACUUUGGAUUGUGCAAGGAGGGCAUUUCCCAGACAGAUACCACCAAUACCUUCUGUGGAACACCUGAGUACUUAGCUCCAGAGGUCCUGAGGAAGCAGCCGUAUGACAACACAGUAGAUUGGUGGUGUCUGGGUUCAGUGCUGUAUGAAAUGCUAUUCGGCCUGCCACCAUUCUAUAGCAGGGACACACAUGAAAUGUAUGACAACAUCCUCCACAAGCCAUUGGCGUUGCGUCCUGGUGCGUCCAGCACAGCCUGGUCUCUCCUCCAGGGCCUGCUUGAGAAGGAUGGGCAACACAGACUGGGAUCGAGGGAUGACUUUAAUGAGAUCAGAGCUCACAGCUUCUUCUCCUCCAUCAACUGGGACGACCUUGUACAGAAGAAGAUCCCUCCACCAUUUACACCCAGAGUGAGCUCUGUUGGUGAUAUCUCAAACUUCGAUCCGGAGUUCACAGAUGAGAUGGUCCCCAACUCCGUGUGUUGGUCUCAAGAACAUUCCAUAGUCAACGCCAGUGUAAUGGAGGCCGACGAUGCCUUUGUGGGCUUUUCUUAUGCCCCUCCUUCUGAUGACUCUUUCCUAUGAAACAUUCCCAAUGAGGUCCUGAAAUUCCUUAACCACCAUAACUUCUUUUGACUAAAAGGGAAGAAUUUAUAACAUGGAUGAACUUGUUCUAUGAAGCCAAAGUGAGAAGCUGAGAGGAGAAAGCACUUACAACAGACUGUAGUUGGAACAACAUGUGCCUGAAAAGUCUUUAUAUUUUACCAAUUUGUAUUUAUAUAAAUAUAUAUACAUACAUAACAGAUUAUAUUUUUAAGAAUUAAGGAUAUCCAUCCUCUAUUAUUGUUAUUCUUGGUGGAUUCUAAAAUGAGCCUUUAUAAAGCCUUAAAUUUGCCCCUCAAAUGAAAUCAGUAACCAGUUUUCUGACAAACUUGAACAAUUCACUGGACUUUACAAAAAUACCAUCUGACUGUCAGUUGGAAGUGUGUUUGUACAUGUAAUUACUGUACAAAUGAACUUGUGUAUCAUAUUCAUUUUAACUGAGCUGGAAAUAGGGAUUACUUGAGAGACCACUGAAUACAGCAUUUUGGUUUAUAGGUCACCUUUUGUUAAGAUAAAUGUCUUCUAUGUCUUCAGUUAGCUUUCAGUUUAUCUUUGCAAGUACUGAGUGAAAUGUUUUUAUUGGAUUGUUUGUGUUUAUCUUUUGCUAUCCCUUGCCUUAACACAUUUUCAGAAAUCCACAAUGCUUUGCUUAGCCUGGCAAUUAAAUAGGCCUGUACUCCUGCACAGUAAUAAAAUAUUUUUUAAAAGUA
This is a messenger RNA of Acanthopagrus latus (yellowfin seabream), 2566 nucleotides long. It is a transcript of the gene sgk3, whose product is annotated as serum/glucocorticoid regulated kinase family member 3. Gene Ontology annotation, biological process: protein phosphorylation. Lineage: Eukaryota; Metazoa; Chordata; Actinopteri; Spariformes; Sparidae. Bases 378 to 1838 code for a protein of 486 amino acids. The record is from RefSeq and is a predicted model, not a curated record. The transcript is spliced from 17 exons. Gene Ontology annotation, molecular function: ATP binding; protein serine/threonine kinase activity; phosphatidylinositol binding.